AGGUUUCACCAGGUCUCGGUAUAAUGCAACUGGCAAGCUCGGGUCGCUCAUUUCGACGGUGGUUAUUAGAAGAACAACUGGCCGAGAUUAAUUAGUGCACCUUUCGGGUGGAAGUGAGUGAAUCACUGCGUAAAGUUGCAGAAUUAAAUUCUUAAUUGUAGUGCAAAUAAUUGCCACCCUUCGGGUGAUUUAGUGACAAUUAAUUUUCCUGGGAAUCGGGUGGUGAUGAUUGGAUAGAAGCUCUACCAGUUGUGUAACAAAAUCGAGUGAAAACCAUGAAGCUGCUUGCCAAAGUGAUAGUUGUUCUAGUUUUUUGUGGCCUAGCCCUAGCCGCGGAGGAUGACCAAAGUAAAAAUAGCACCUCAAACAACUCAACCAGCGGAGACAACAAACCGUCAACCAAUGCUCCAACCGACGACAAAAAGCUUCCGAAUGAGUUGUGCUCUCCGUGCAAUUGCGAUGCCGCCAAAAAAACGUUCGACUGCUCCUCAGCCAAACUAAACAAACUGUUCAACAUGAGCGAAUGGCUUACCCUGAACGAAAGUGGUGUCGCAACGGAUAUCAUGCUCCUGAGCCGCAACGGACUCUCCUCGGUGCCGGCAUUCCCUCAGCUCGACGUUAAAAUAUUGGACCUCAGUCAUAACAAUAUUUCAACCAUUGCGAAAAAGGCUUUCAUCACGCUGACUAAUCUGGAAGUGUUGGAUUUGUCGUACAACAUGCUUACGUCGAAGAGUCUGAUCCCGGAGAUUUUCGAGGGUGUUUACAAUCCGGACGAGUACCUCCCGCUGGAGAAGUUGCGGGUUUUGCGGUUGGGUAACAAUCAGUUGCACUCGCUGGAUCAGGACCUGUUUGAGCACAUGCCCAACCUGGAGGAACUUAGUCUGGAAUCGAACGUGUUUAAGGUGAUCGAUCGGUUGACGGAAACGGCGAUCGCUAGCGUUAAGACGUUACGCUCGCUCGAUUUAAGCUACAUGGAAUUGGUGGACAUUCCGGAGUACAUUUUCAAUGCACCGCAAGGUCUGGAGUAUCUGAAUUUGACCGGAAAUCUGCUGACAACGAUUCCGGAAGCACUGAACUAUGCGCUGCAUCUGAAGUGGCUCAGCUUGGAUGAGAAUCCGAUCGAUAAUAUUCAGGGUGAUCAUGUUUUUCCCAGCCUAGUAACUCUGGAGUACUUAAGUCUGUCGUACAUCACUCCUCUGAAGGUGAUUGGACGUGGAGCUUUCAGCAAGUUGGAAAACCUCAAAGAAAUUCACAUUUGCAACAAUCCGGAGUUUUCGUUCUUCCACGCGGAGGCAUUCGUCCGCAGCGAUCCGGACGACCCGGCUCGCAAGACUUGGCCUCGCGUUAAAAAGCUCUAUCUGCACAACAACAACCUAACCACGCUGGACUCGCAAACGCUGGCCCGUUGGGACGACAUGGAUGUGGUGGACAUCCGCGUCAAUCCGUGGGACUGCGAUUGUCACAAUCAGUGGCUGGUCGAAACGCUGCUGCCGCUGAUCGAGAAGACGACGCCGGAAAUCAUGAACAAUGUUGUUUGCGCCACUCCAAAACAGAUGGCCGGUCUGUCGAUGGUCGAGCUGGAGCACAAGCACAGUCAGAUGCGUUGCGCCGACAAGUUCGGUAACAACCCGCAGAACGACGGAGCGCUGCUCAUUGGGCUGCUGGUUGGACUGCUAGCUGGAAUCCCACUGACGGCGGCGGUCAUUAUGAUCUACAAGCGGGGCUGCUUCGGGCUGGUACGCCGCGGUCCGGCCGACUUUUCCCGGGCCUUCUACAGCCGGGCAACGAAUGAUGACUUCUAAACUGAGGCCACCAGGAGGCAGGGCGCCGUUCGUAUUGAAUUUGAC
Messenger RNA from Sabethes cyaneus, 1847 nucleotides. RefSeq names its product leucine-rich repeat neuronal protein 3-like. Lineage: Eukaryota; Metazoa; Arthropoda; Insecta; Diptera; Culicidae. The record is from RefSeq and is a predicted model, not a curated record. Bases 276 to 1802 code for a protein of 508 amino acids. Gene Ontology annotation, molecular function: protein binding. The transcript has 4 exons.